Molecule: messenger RNA, 1209 nt
Organism: Lachancea fermentati
Lineage: Eukaryota; Fungi; Ascomycota; Saccharomycetes; Saccharomycetales; Saccharomycetaceae
Source: the annotation of a GenBank genome assembly
AUGGCUAACCCUAAGGAAACCCCAUCCAAGGCUGCGGCAAGUGCAUUGUCAGACCUAGAGCUCAAGGAUUCCAGGUCCAACCUGGCUGGUCGUCUAGAGUCCGUAGAGGAGUCUGCAGAGCAGACCAAGAAGUUUGAAGAGCGCCUCAGUAAGGCUGCCGAAGAGCACAGGAAUUUCCUCAAGUCUCACCAUGUGCACCGUCACCAGUUGAAGGAAAUGGAGAAAGACGAGCCGUUGCUGGUGGAGAACAAGCGCAGAUUCGUGUUGUUCCCCAUCAAGUACCACGAGAUUUGGCAAGCAUACAAGCGCGCUGAGGCGUCGUUCUGGACCGCCGAGGAGAUCGAUUUGUCCAAGGAUAUUCACGACUGGAACAACCGCAUGAACGAGCACGAACGUUUCUUCCUCUCGCGUGUGUUGGCAUUCUUUGCUGCGUCCGACGGUAUUGUCAACGAGAACUUGGUCGAGAACUUCUCAGCCGAAGUUCAAAUCCCAGAAGCCAAGUGCUUUUACGGGUUCCAGAUCAUGAUGGAAAACAUCCACUCCGAGACCUACUCUCUGCUGAUUGACACCUACAUCAAAGACCCCAAGGAGAGCGAUUUCCUAUUCAAUGCCAUUGAAAAUAUUCCUCAGAUCAAGGAGAAGGCCGAAUGGGCCAUCAGAUGGAUCCAGGACGAAGAGGCCCUAUUUGCAGAGAGAUUGGUCGCCUUUGCUGCCGUGGAAGGUGUUUUCUUCUCCGGAUCCUUUGCCGCUAUUUUCUGGCUAAAGAAGAAAGGUUUGAUGCCCGGUCUAACGUUCUCUAAUGAGCUAAUUUGCAGAGACGAGGGUCUUCACACUGAUUUUGCAUGUCUUCUAUUUGCGCACUUGAAGAACAAGCCUGAUCCAAAGAUUGUUGAGAGAAUCAUUACUGAGGCUGUCGAAAUCGAAAAGAGAUAUUUCAUCGAUGCCCUACCAGUGUCCCUACUUGGUAUGAACGCCGACCUAAUGAACCAAUAUGUUGAAUUUGUUGCCGACAGACUGCUAGUUGCUCUUGGCAAUCAAAAGUAUUUCAACGUUACGAACCCAUUCGAUUUUAUGGAAAACAUUUCUUUGGCUGGUAAGACCAACUUCUUCGAAAAGAGAGUGUCUGACUACCAAAAGGCAGGUGUCAUGGCCAAGGCCAACAAGGAGGAGGCUGAAGGAGGUGCCUUCACCUUCGAUGAGGAUUUUUAG